AUGUCCUCGUCAGAACCCCCAGCACACAUCGUUAUCGUCGGAGGCGGCAUCAUCGGUUGCACAACCGCCUACUAUCUCGUAAACCACCCGUUUGGUGCCGCCACUCCGCCCAAAGUCACUUUGAUCGAGGCAUCGAAGCAUGGUCCAGCCCAGGGCGCAUCCGGGAAAGCGGGCGGUCUAGUCGCAAGAUGGGCGUAUCCGAAGGAACUUGUGAACGUUUCGUAUACGGAACACGAGAGACUGGCGAAAGAACACAAUGGAAAGGAGCGAUGGGGGUGGAGAUAUGUUGGCUGUGGUAGUUGGGAGGGUCGAGCGGGGUUGCUGCCGCGGGGGGAGGGCCCAACUAACACGAAGAGCCUUGAGAAGACGCUGGGAUUGUCUGGUGGGAGCGAGCCGCCCACCCGAGAACACAAAACACGCAAGUUGCCUGAAGACUUGCUCUGGGUGAAUGAGGUACUGACGGAUGCGUACGCGCCGAUGGCGAGGGAUGGUGAAACGGCGCAGGUUCACCCGUACCAAUUCACGAUGAGCAUGUUUGAACUGGCCAAGGAAAAGGGAUUGGGGUAUAUCCACGGAGUAGUGACCAAGGUCCUCAAGUCGGACGGAAAGGUAACAGGUAUCGAAUACCGCGACCCAACCACCAACUCUUCCACCACCCUAUCAGCUACCCACGUCGUAAUCGCAGCAGGUGCAUGGUCCCCGCACAUCGUCGACAACCUCCCCAUUUCUGGCCUUCGAGCCCACAGUGUCACCUUCCGCCCACCAGAACACGUCCAAAUCGCCCCAUACGUCCUCUUCACGGAGAUCACCCUCCCGUCAACCGCAUCGUCACGCCGUCCCAAGGUCGUCUCCCCAGAGAUCUACGCCCGUCCUGACAACGAAGUGUACGCCUGUGGGCCAGGCGAUGACGAACCCCUUCCUGAAACCGUGGACGAGGUCGCAGUGGAUCCAGCAGCCUGCGAUUCCAUCAUCCAGAACGUCACCAGCAUCUCGGAAGAGCUCGCGCAGAGCAGAGUGGAUGCUCGACAGGCGUGCUACCUCCCCGUGGUAAGUGAGGAGGGUGGACCGAUCGUGGGUGAGGCAGAGAAGAUUGCGAAGGGAUUAUAUUUGGCCACUGGACAUACAUGUUGGGGGAUCUGCAAUGCGCCUGGGACUGCACGAGCUCUGGCGGAGUUGAUUCUCGACGGCAAGAUACGAGAUCCCGACGCGCCAAUUAAGAACCGCGUCCGGUUCCAUCGUGCAACUGGCAGGCCCUCCCGAGGGCAAGUUUUCGCGAAGAUUUCAUUCGCUACGGGUAACCGCACAGGGGCAGCUCGAACCGCCUCCGAUCGAACUUCAAUACUGGAAGGAAGCUUGAAACGCUUGCUGCGUCUGAGGCAACUGUGGGCGGGAAGUCGAAGUUCUCGGCCGCCUCGAGGCAAGAUCGUUGAGAAAUUAGCCUCUUUUGUGGGACCACUUCCUGCCUCGAGGCCUGUUGCAAAUCAAGUCAUGCAGAACCCGUUGCCCCUUCUGAAAGGCCAGCGAGGCACCAGAAAAGCUGACCUCCUGUAG
Messenger RNA from Coprinopsis cinerea okayama7#130, 1551 nucleotides. RefSeq lists its product as hypothetical. Gene Ontology annotation, biological process: retrograde transport, endosome to Golgi. Gene Ontology annotation, molecular function: oxidoreductase activity. NCBI's taxonomy places the organism in Eukaryota, Fungi, Basidiomycota, Agaricomycetes, Agaricales, Psathyrellaceae. The transcript is spliced from 4 exons. Bases 1 to 1551 code for a protein of 516 amino acids. The record is from RefSeq and is a predicted model, not a curated record. Gene Ontology annotation, cellular component: late endosome; cytoplasm.